GGGGCCUGACGGCGCGAGCGACAUGAGAGCGUAAGGAGCGGUAGCGCGCGCGUUGUUGCGGUCUAUCGACUCCUCGGACUCGAGCGGGGAUAACCGAAGUGCGCGGCGCGAGGCACGCUGGAGGUGCCGCAGCCGUACGUCGUGCCAUGCCAGUAUAAAUAUUGUUCUGUCGCUCGCGCGAACCGCAGCUUCUCUGCUCCUUUCUUUCACGCUGCUCCUCUCUUUCGUUAAUAUCUCUUCCCUUCUUCUUUUCUUUUUUUCAUCCUUUCCCUUCCUCAUUGUCUCGUCGCUGCUGGCCGCUCGUUCACGUUCGCCUCGUCACACGCACGAUUCAGCUCCCCCGACGAAAUUGCCGAAAUAAAAAAUAUACGGGCGCGAAGUAUUCGAGUGAUCGCAGUGAUAACCGCGAUUCGUUCAGUGAUAGAGACUUCCCGCGAUAGAAUGGUCGGAGUAGUUAUCCCAUGUAAUCCCGCAGGACGCGAAACGUCCGGUGAGUCGCGGUGACCGUGCCGCUCUGUCAUCUGUUUCCAAGAAAAGAGAGAGAGAGAGAGAGAGAGAAAGAGAAAGGGAGAGGGAAAGGAAAGAGGGAGCAAGAGCGAGAGGACUGGCCUCUACCUGCGGGCGAGCGACCGAGGCGAGAUCCGUGUGUAUGUGUGGUAACCCGUGGUAUGGCUCGUCGUCGAUGGUUCCUCGCCGCCUUUAUUACAGCGGAACCCGAAUGCGUGCGCGAACGCGAGCGUACCCCUCUCGCCUGACCGGCCUACCCCGCCACCGUAAGGCUGCGUUCACACGUGAAAUUGAUUUUCGCGCGGGGACCGUCAUCCGGCCGUUCCUCGCCGAGGAGUCGCAUUACCACGGUUAAUGAACGGAACCAACGCCGGCCGAUCGUCCAAUCAGCUUUUAGCCAGGCUGGACGAGCGUAGUCGAAUGCAGCUGGGCUCAGCAUGCCCUCUAAGAAGCAAUACAACCUCGUACAUAAUGACGAGUACGACACGCGAAUACCGCUGCACAGCGAGGAGGCGUUCCACCGCGGAAUCGUGUUCCACGCCAAGUUCAUCGGCUCUAUGGAGGUUCCGCGACCGACUAGCCGAGUGGAGAUCGUGGCGGCGAUGCGAAGAAUCCGCUACGAAUUUAAGGCCAAAGGGAUCAAGAAAAAGAAAGUGACGCUGGAGGUCUCGGUGGAUGGGCUGAAAGUGACCCUACGGAAAAAGAAGAAGAAACAGCAGCAAUGGAUGGACGAGAAUAAAAUAUAUCUGAUGCAUCAUCCAAUUUACAGGAUAUUUUACGUUUCGCACGACAGCCACGAUUUAAAAAUAUUCAGUUACAUUGCCCGUGACGGGAGCAGUAAUACUUUCAAAUGUAACGUCUUCAAAUCCAGCAAAAAGAGUCAAGCAAUGAGGGUAGUCAGAACAGUCGGGCAAGCUUUCGAAGUGUGCCAUAAGUUAAGCAUAAACAACACUACGGAGGAUCGGGGAGAGAAGGACGGGGAGAAUCACGGUGAAAAUUACGGUGAUGUUUACGAGGACCAAGACGAAAUUCCUAACGAGCAAUCUCAGCCUUCUCCGACGCCGGUACAUAAAGACAUAUCGUUAUUGGGGGAUACUGAAGAUUCGGUACCCGAGCAAACGUCCGUUACCUGUCUACUUCGAUCGCACGAUGGACCGGCGACGACAACCUCUACCUCACCAAUCAGACAGUCGCCGUCGGGCACGGUGACCUCCGAGUGCGGAGGUUUAUUGGUGGGAGGAGAAUUAACAGCCCUGAAGCAUGAAAUACAGCUUCUACGUGAACGUUUGGAGCAGCAGAGUCAACAAACCAGAGCUGCUGUUGCCCAUGCGCGACUUCUUCAAGAUCAGUUGGCGGCGGAAACGGCAGCGCGUGUCGAAGCUCAGGCGAGGACGCACCAACUUCUAGUGCAGAAUAAGGAAUUACUAGAACAUAUAAGUGCGCUGGUCGGCCACCUGAGGGAACAGGAGCGUGUUUCCGGUGGUCAUGUCACCUCGCAAUCGCAAAUUCCGACGCCCGCGUCCAUGCAACAAAAUGCAGCGGUUUCCGACCUAUCAGGUCUCGGCCAGUGCCAACGGACCGGGGGCCAGAGUUCGCCAUGGGAACUGGACCCACCGACCUUUCCUUACUGUACAUAUCCAUCUGAAUCGCUGUAUUCCGGUGGUCUCGGCGCUAUGGGAAUCCAGAGUAAUAACACCGCCGCAGAUCAACUACAGUUCCAAACGCAGCUGUUGGAAAGGCUACACAACCUAAGCCCGUUUCAGCCUCAGAGAUCGCCCUAUAAUACACCAUCGCCAUAUGCGAUGGGCCCAAGUCUACUUCUACCUCCGUGCAGCGGACCAACGAAUUCAGCUCAGCUGUCGCCAAAUUCUGCGUCCCUGCGAGUCUCUCAACCAAACAGUUUCUCCUCGUCUCCGAUCAUGACUCACAAGCUCGAAAAUUAUGGGACGGAUAAUUCGGACAACGCUUUCAUAAAGCCUUUACCAUGCACCAAUGAUAAAAACAUGGCUCAUCCGUCGCUCGACGUUAAAGCUAAGCAAGAACGCUUGGAUCCUUCCGAAAUACCUCCUAUAAUUCUGGAUCCUCCACCACAAGGCAAACGCAUAGACAGUAUGAUCAAGAAAACGAGCACGAAGCAAAGUUCGAUAGUUCAAGGCACGCAGGACAAUAAGAAUAAUUUGCAGAAUCCGAGAGGUUUGGCGACUAUCUUGCGAUCCACAGGUCCGCCGCCUUCCCGCACGACGAGUGCUCGACUACCCUCUCGCAACGACCUGAUGAGCGAAAUGCAGCGAACGACCUGGGCUCGCCACACCACCAAAUGACGAGACAAUGUCCAACCUACAAUAAUGCGAAUCUGCGUAAUCUUUAACACCGAGAAACAAAGUCGACCAUUUCGUUAGAAUUCGAAGAAAACAUAUCCAAAUGUAUCUUAUUAGUCACGAAUCACGAGAAAAGUUACGCGUGGUUUGACUUAACGGACGACAGGGUUUGCAUUUUCUUCUCGAUCGCUCAAAGUCAAAUCCUUCAUAUUUAGAGAUUUCUAAGAUGUAUAGUAUAUGAUUUUCCGAUACGUUAAAUUGGAGUGUAGAAAAAUUAUUAAACGAGUUGUCAAGUAAAAAUUUGUUGCCAAUAAGAAUUUUGAGAAUAUCUUUUACAAAGAUUUGCUAGAACUUCAGAUCACUCAGUAUAGAUCCAAUAAAUCAUUAUAGUAUAGCAAUAUUCCUAUGACGAACGUGGAAUCACGAUUUUCGACAGAUUGUACAUUCGUUUGUAUCCUACGAGUUACGUCCGUGGAAUGUUUAUAAAAAAAUGAAACGAUAGUUGCGUUCGGACGAAGUGGAAUAUAAUGGAUAUAUACUUCACGCACGUCUCGCGUGUCCGAGGAGACGGAUUGUAAUACGUAAUUCGUACAUUUAUUCGUAUCGUGACAUUUACAGUGUAUUCCCAUGUAUAAAAAGUCGCCAUUUAGCGGACGAACUUGUGCCAAAAGUACCAAUCGUCUUAAGAGAGUUUAUUUUCAGUAUAUUUUUAAGUAAUGUAAAAAUAAAGAGAUAAGCGUGAUCACAGAAUU
This is a messenger RNA of Trachymyrmex septentrionalis, 3577 nucleotides long. Its product is annotated as carboxyl-terminal PDZ ligand of neuronal nitric oxide synthase protein. The transcript has 12 exons. Gene Ontology annotation, molecular function: nitric-oxide synthase binding. Lineage: Eukaryota; Metazoa; Arthropoda; Insecta; Hymenoptera; Formicidae. The record is from RefSeq and is a predicted model, not a curated record. Bases 945 to 2828 code for a protein of 627 amino acids.